AUUAAAAAAAAAAAUAAUAAUGAAUUUCUUGAGAACUUUGUUCGACGGCUCCCUUAUGGCGGAGAUUAAGGAUUUUAUGGGCAUAUCAAAAAGCGGCACCUCGAAAAUCUUAGCUUCCGACGAUUUAAUGGAUCAGCCGCCACAAAAAAAACGACGUGUUUCCGUCAUUCCAUUGCCGGAGCUGGCAGACAUGGAGCAGCCAUCGCAGCACCGUCGCCGUCGCUCUUCAUUGCCAAAUUUCGGUAGAGUCGAUGAGUUCAGUACUCGUCCCGUCGAGAAUUUGACCAUAGAAAGCGCCGUGCGCUAUCCUACUCCUGGCCAAAUGCUUCGCUCACCAGCUAAACGUAGAAACUCCAUCGGCAACCAACAAGAAGUCAAAAAAUCUACGAAAUUAGCCAUAAGGCGCAGCAGCUUGUGAAUAAAGUCUGACAUUUGAUGGCAA
Drosophila persimilis is the source of this 442-nucleotide messenger RNA. RefSeq lists its product as uncharacterized. Lineage: Eukaryota; Metazoa; Arthropoda; Insecta; Diptera; Drosophilidae. The transcript is spliced from 2 exons. The record is from RefSeq and is a predicted model, not a curated record. Bases 20 to 418 code for a protein of 132 amino acids.